Anneissia japonica is the source of this 2106-nucleotide messenger RNA. Its product is annotated as steroid 17-alpha-hydroxylase/17,20 lyase-like. NCBI's taxonomy places the organism in Eukaryota, Metazoa, Echinodermata, Crinoidea, Comatulida, Comatulidae. The transcript has 9 exons. The coding region runs from base 44 to 1558 and encodes 504 amino acids. Gene Ontology annotation, biological process: hormone biosynthetic process; progesterone metabolic process. The record is from RefSeq and is a predicted model, not a curated record. Gene Ontology annotation, molecular function: iron ion binding; steroid 17-alpha-monooxygenase activity; heme binding.
UACAGAUACUUUAUGCUGUGUAAAUUAAUACUCUUAUUAUAAGAUGAUCGUCCAGCUUUUUGAGGGUAUUGGCUCUGGCACUAGCAUUAUGAUCUUCGUUACAAUUAUGCUCAUAAUUUUGUCUUCCUGGAGCAUUCAGCGACCUAAAAACAUGCCACCAGGACCAAUAGCCUGGCCAUUUAUUGGAAAUAUACCAAGUUUCUUUGGUAAGUCUUCCUUGAAAGUUUUAACAGAUUUCAGUAAAGUAUACGGUGAUGUGUACACAUUAAAACUUGGAAACAGAUACGUGGUCGUUGUUAACAGCAUCGAGUCCAUUCGUGAAACACUUGUGAAGCAACCUGUUGAGUUUGCUGGGCGACCAAGACUAUAUUCUGCUGAAUUAAUGACUGAUAACUACAAGGAUAUUGUGUUUUCGGACUACAGUCCAAUCUGGAAGCUUCAUCGUAAGCUUGCAAGUGCUGCAAUAAGGAAUUAUGCAAGCGGAAGUCAUCUUGAAAAAUUGGUUGAUGGUAUUAAGCCAAAAUUAGAUGCAGCACUCUCAGAAAAGGGCAAUUCAGCAUUUGAUCCUAAACUAAUAAUAGGCUAUGGUGUCUACAACAUAUUGGCCAGUAUGUGUUUUGGUAUUGAAUAUGAUUUUGAUGACCCAGAUUUCAAAAAACUGAUGAACAUGUUGGAGAACAUUACUGAUGUGUUUGGUGAGGGUUUGAUGGCAGACUACAUUCCCGGUCUAAGGCAUAUUCCUACACCUGGCUUAAGAAAUGUUCAAAACCUCUUCUCAGAAUACCUUGCUAUGAUCCGAAAAGAGUUUAAGCGGCACCAAGACAACUUUAAUCCGGAUGAGAUUAAGGAUUUGACGGACUUUGUUCUUGCUGCACAACAGGAAGCUGUUGAAGAAGGGAAUGACAACAUAGCAGAUCUUUCUGACGAUUAUCUUGUACAAACACUGUCUGAUAUAUUUGGCGCUGGAAGUGAUACAACUACUACUACUCUUCUUUGGAGCAUUGCAACUUUAGUUGACCAUCCCGAUGUCCAAGCAAAGGUCCAGGCAGAGAUUGAUGAAGUAAUUGGACGAACACGUUCAACAAAUCUGAAUGACCGUGGUUCAUUACCUUAUACUCAGGCGACUAUUUACGAAAUUAUGCGGUACGGAAUUGUUGCGCCGGUUGCAGUGCCACAUCGAACCAUCUCUGAAUGUACAUUCGGUAGUUACAGAAUUCCGCAAGAUACUUGGGUAUUGAUCAAUCUGUAUGCUGUUCAUAACGACGAACGACAUUGGGAAGACCCCCAUGAGUUCAGACCAGAGCGGUUUCUUAGUGAUGAAAAAUGCCAAGUGGAAAGACCCGAUAGUUUUCUACCGUUUUCCGCUGGUAGACGUGUUUGCUUGGGUGAAAGUCUUGCCAAGUCCGAGAUUUUUCUCAUUUUUACAUGGCUUUUCCAAACUUUCAUGUUUGUGAAGCCAACAGAUAUGGAGAACGUUAAAACCGCCGAACCACAAGCAGAUUCAGGACUUAUCCAUAUCCCAAAACCAUACAAAGUGCUUGUUGAGAAAAGGUUUUGAAGGCUUCUAAAAUAAUAUAAUAAAAGUGUUUUACUAUAAUAUAUAUGCCUGUAAACGCCAUACUUAGCCACGAUAACUUUCAAUUUUUUAAUUAUGUAAUUGACUGGUGUAUGCUUAUCAAUUAUUAUUAUUGUUUUUUUCUAAACAAAUACUAGUAAUGUGAAUUUAUAUCUCUUCUACUAAGUUCCUAUUAUAAAUUCCUUUAUUUCAAAUAGCUAAAGUGCUUUUUAUAGUUAAAAUUUUGCAGAAUGGACAGCUUGGUAUACUUUUCCACAAUAGGGUUAUACAAUUUUCCCAUUCUGAUUACACAACACAACAUUCGGGCUAAUGUUAUCUUAUCGAUUAUCAAUUGUAAUUGUUCUUCAUAAUACUAAAAUAUUUAAAAUACUAUAAAAGUCUGUUUUUUAUCAGUUAACAAUCAAUGUCUGAAUUAUGUUGUGAUUGAGGAUCGCAAAAAAAAAAAAAAAAAUCAGGUAAAUUGAACGGUUCCGAUAAGUUCCACUAAGGUCCCACAAACUCACGGUGUAAACUAGGGGCAGAUCCAGGAU